CAGUCAGUUGGAAUAUUUGCACUUGAAACUUGCACAAAGCGUCGAAAUGAAGCACGCCAUAGUUUUUGGUUUUUUAGUACUAUUGAUUGAAGCUCAACUUGGAGGCAACGAUUUUCCCAUCGAGUGCUAUUCACGUACAGGUGAUACGGUAUACCUUCAAUUCAUUUGUGUCCAGGAUCAACAUCUAGUUACUAUAGACGGAUGUCUGAACUCGAAUCAAUACGAUAAUUCAAGUGUGAAAUUGAUAAGGUAUGCAUGCAGAAGUCCAAUUCCAUCGCUAACGCUCUAUCUAGACGUAUUGAACGCUUUCGAGAAUCUUAAUGUGUUGGACAUACAAAAUCUUUCGAUUGAGAAAUUUGUAAUCACAAUUCGCCAGAAUAACAGGACAGAUGUUUCUGCAUCAUAUCUAGAAUUCAAAUCACAAAUCUCUAGAAUUCAAACACUAAAAGCUUCGCACAACGAGUUUACUCAGUUUCCAAAUUCCCUUUUGGAUCAUAUGCCACAAAUAACUGAAAUUGAUUACAGUUUCAAUAAAAUUCAAGUGGUGGACUUUACCCAAUUUACUAAAUCCAACAACAUUUUAUCGGUGAACUUUUCAAAUAAUAACAUUUGGAAUAUCAAUAAGGGAUCAUUUGCAAAUUUAAAACAACUUGAAACAUUGGAUUUGAGCCAUAAUCACCUUAGAUAUUUUAGUGACGCUCUGUUUGCAGGCAACGAAAAUUUAAAACUUCUGUACUUGAGAAAUAAUUUCUUAGAUAAAUUUAUCAUAUUUACAUCACUUCACAAUCUGCAAACUUUAGAUCUGAGCAAUUCUCAUAUUCAAACCAUUAAUGAUCAUACGUUUGCAAACAAUCAUAAAUUGAUAAAUUUGAACUUGGGUAACAGUUUAUUGAAGAAUCUGAAAGCCACAUUCAUUUCAUCACUGAAUAUGUUGGAAAAAAUAGAUGUCAGCAACACUAAAAUCGAAGAAAUUGAUGACGACUGUUUUAUCAACAAUCCAAAUAUGAAAAUGUUAAACUUGGAAGGCACUUCAAUGAAUAAAUUCAAUUUCAAUACAUUUUCAUCAAAAGCAAAAUUGGUUGAAGUGCAUCUUCCGAGUAGAAUCUUAGAAUUGGAUAUAAGUUGUGCGAAGUCAAUUUGUCAUUUCAAACAGUUUGACGAAAAAGAUUACUUCGAGAAUAUUCAAGUUUUUAAUGUUUCGGGAAAUCGACAGCAAAAUGUAGCGAAAUUAUUAGGAAAAAUCGGAUCGAACGUUAAAACUCUCGAUCUAUCAUGGAAUUCUAUUCAAACAUUGAACGUCAGCAUGUUGGAGCCUUUUCCACAUAUACGACAUCUUAAUUUGAGCCAUUCGCAGAUAUCGAAUAUUGGAAAUGACACCUUCAUUAGACAGUUUAAUCUGAUCAAUCUUGAUCUAUCGUAUAACUUGUUAAAAGAAAUCGAUUCUGUGAAAUUGGUAUUUUCUUCCUUGCAAACACUGGAUUUAGUCAGCAAUAAAUUAAGCAGACUUGGCAUGGUCAAUUCAAACAAUUUACCGAAACUUAGGUUACUCAAAAUUUCAGAGAAUCUUUUUGGUUCUUCUUAUUUAUACAAUACUUUAAACGAAUGGGUAAAGAAUGGUUUAGAAAUUGAUGUAGAACUUAUUCAACCUGCUACAACACAAAAAACAACAACGAUCCGUAAAAGUACAAAAAAGCCUAAGCCUAGACCAACAACUCCAACCAAAACCACAACAAUUGAAAUAACAACAAGUGCUGACUCAACUUCAACUUCAACAUCACCUCCGGUCGCAACUACUGAAAGUGAUGAAUCUUCGGGCAAAAAUACAAAUUCAAUACAACCAACGCAGGUGUAUUUCAUCAUUGGUGGCGUGUUUAUAAUCAUCAUCGUAAUUGUUGCAAUGAUCAUUUGGUAUAUUUGUCGAAAAGUAUCCGCACAAGUGGUAGGCACAAGUGUAAGUACAACCAUAGGUACAGGCGUAGGCACAAGCAUGACCACAGUUCCAGCCGAUGAAAUUGGAUUUAUUGAGCCUGCCUACGAAGAGAUCAAAGAGCCUAUGCAACUUAUGCAAACUUUGCCUUCAGCAUAUGCUGUUGGCAAUAUUCAACGAAUACCACAUUAUGAAAAUGCACCAACGCACACCACAACCUUGGAUCGUUAUCAAUUUCAAAACCAUAAUAAUACUUCAUUGCAAUCGAAUGAAUAUGCAACCAUUUAUCAUCAUUAUGCUACAGUUUCUAAACCGAGGCCAAAACGUUUUUUAUAAUUGUUCAACAAUGUCCCUUUGAAAAAACACCAAAGCACGGACAAAAAACGUCUAAAUUGUAUAGUAAAUGAGUAUUAGUAUUACAUUUCAAAAUGUUUUAAUAAAAUUUGAUUGUGUCUGUUUACUGUCUGUCACUUGAAAUAAAAAAUAUUGAUGAGUUAUUAAA
Messenger RNA from Sitodiplosis mosellana (orange wheat blossom midge), 2429 nucleotides. RefSeq names its product leucine-rich repeat-containing G-protein coupled receptor 4-like. Lineage: Eukaryota; Metazoa; Arthropoda; Insecta; Diptera; Cecidomyiidae. Gene Ontology annotation, molecular function: protein binding. The transcript has a single exon. Bases 47 to 2263 code for a protein of 738 amino acids. The record is from RefSeq and is a predicted model, not a curated record.